UGGUGUGGUUUUUCUUACUUUAUAAGGAACCUUUGAGGUAAUUAAUUAGAAGGAAUUGCGUAGCUGCUUCACCAUGCCUUGCUUAGAGCGCUGCUCCAACUAUGGCCUGGAGCUCAUUCUAGUGUUCUUUGGGAUCUUUAUGAGUAUUGGAUUUGUGAUCACUUACAUCAUUGCUGUACAGGAGAGUCAUGUCACGGCAUUCCUUCCUUACAUAAGUGACACUGGAGGGAAAGUCCCUGAGAGUUGUGUGUUCACCUUCGUUUGCGGUGUGGGUACAAUAUUCAUGUUGGUGGUGUUGUGCUUGCGGUACAGACACUUGCAUCACUACUACCACCGAAGUAUGCCUGAGAUGCACUGUUUGAACAUGACCAGUCUAAUCGCUGGUCUCAUUUCUGCAGUGGGUUUGCUCACAGUAGGCAGCUUUCAGAACGACAAUGUACAUACUAUGCAUUUUAUCGGAGCAUUCAUGGCGUUUGGUUCUGGUAUUAUUUAUUUCUGGUUGCAAAGUGUUAUCACUGUGCGUCUGUGGAGGUCUCGAAUGACUCCCUACGUUGGCCCCUGUAUGGUCCUCACCAGAGUCUUCAUGGCUGGCUUCUCAACUCUCAUGCUUGUUACUACUAUUGUUACUGGUAUGUACGCAAUCAAUGAGCACCAUAAGCAACACAACGCUGCAGGAACUUUCUUUUGGGAGGCAGGAGAUGGGGGCUACGCUUUCCAUGUCAUCAGCACAGGGACGGAGUGGCUCCUGGCUCUGAGUUUUGUUUUCUUCUUCUUGACCUUCCACCCGGACUUCACUCGGAUACAGCUGGACUGCAGUGUGAGACUCAAGUAUGACCACCACACUGAUGUCAUCCAUCGACCGUCCAUUAUAAGUACGGAUGAUGAGACCACACCCCUUACAAUAUGAGCACAUGUGAACACUCUGACUGUUAUAAUUAUUGUUUUUAAUUAGUUAUUUAUUUAUUGUCAAUAAUAAUUAUUGUUUGUCUUGAAA
Molecule: messenger RNA, 994 nt
Organism: Halichondria panicea
Lineage: Eukaryota; Metazoa; Porifera; Demospongiae; Suberitida; Halichondriidae
Product: DNA damage-regulated autophagy modulator protein 1-like
Exons: 7
Coding region: 74-907 (277 amino acids)
Source: RefSeq, a predicted model, not a curated record